Messenger RNA from Dentiscutata erythropus, 366 nucleotides. The record is from the annotation of a GenBank genome assembly. NCBI's taxonomy places the organism in Eukaryota, Fungi, Glomeromycota, Glomeromycetes, Diversisporales, Gigasporaceae.
UUCGUAAUUUUGGGAAAACGGCCUGAACUUGCUUUAAGGACACCCGAUUGUUAUAUACAACUUGCAAAUAGAUGUAUGAAUGGUAAACCAUCAGAAUGGCCAGCCGCUAAAGAGGUUUAUGACACAUUCUAUGAAUGGAAAAUAGCUCUUAGCAAAAAUCCAAAAGAAUUGAAUGAAAAUCAACUUGAAAUAAGAAAUAAAUUUCUAGAAGCAGAUAAAGAACAAUCUAAAAUGAGCAAUAGUGAUUUUACAUCAUUGGCUUCUUCGCGACAAUAUCAAUAUGAUGACAUUUCUAGCAUUAUGGCGAUGUGUAAUCAUAUUGGGACUUCUCAUAAAGACUUGACUGAACAAUUAACUAUACUGUAG